This is a messenger RNA of Megalopta genalis, 1883 nucleotides long. NCBI's taxonomy places the organism in Eukaryota, Metazoa, Arthropoda, Insecta, Hymenoptera, Halictidae. The record is from RefSeq and is a predicted model, not a curated record.
CAGACGCCCCGCUCUCUCCCCUAUUCUACACUUUCUUCGAGUGUAUUUUACCCUAUCGUUUCCCCGUUCGGUUUUCAGCUUCCGCCAACAAUUCAGCGUUUCUACGUUUCUACACGCACCCGCGUACCCCGACAGAUUGAAGCCGAGCACUUUGCAACACGCUAUCGAGAUUGCAUGAGUUCUACAAACUCAAGCGGCCUGUUCUCACGGGGCAAUAAAAUUAUUACAAGCACCGAUGAAUCCUGAUUGCAUAGCGCCGGCAAGCGCGGCUUAACUUAUUCACACGGCGCAACGUUCGAUGAAAUCGACAAAUGAACGAGUAGCAGAAGUUCGCGUCGAUGGCGGUGGGGUCCAUUACCAUUUCACGAGGGGAUGUUGAUUCCGAGAAGUUACGUUCUCGUUACCGGAAGUAGACGCGUAAUCUCGGCUUAACAGUCCGAUCCGCGAGGAUUGCAUGGACAUCGGCGAAAAGACUGCCGGGCGACACUGUCCAUCGUUUUCCCAGUUCGUUCGGCAUGGGAUUCCGCGUGACACCGAGAAUUGCGAUCGCUUUCACGAAAGCCAGCGUCGCUCUGACGUGCGCCUGGCCACCGUCGCUGAGUGCGACGAAAGCUGAACUUUUGUUCUUCAAGGUGCUGUGGUGUGCCGCGUUCACCAGCUCGAUCGGACUACUUUUGCCGUUGUUCAACGCGAUUUGUGAGUACUACAACGAGCCUAUCAUUCUCGGGAAGAAUGUGAGCCUCUUUGCGGCUGUGGCGCAAGUGACCAUUAAAAUGGUAGUGUGUCGGUUGAUGCAACAGCGGUUUCGGGUAAGUCACUCGGGCAGCGAUGCGUUGGAACAGAUAUGGCCAUCUCUGUGUCAAACUGUCGACAAAGAAACAGAUUCGGAGAGAACGCGUUUUCAGAGAUUGUUCUUCGAUCUGGAGACAUUCUGCAGACACGCGACGGAGGAAGAAAACGUUGUUCUCCAGCGUCACGUGGACCGAUAUAAGUAUAGUCACGGAAUUUACACGGCGUGCUGCUUUCUCACAUCUAUUUUCGUGAUAUGCGGCCCGUUGUACUCGCCCCAGGAUUUCCCCACGCACGCAAAGUACCCUUUUCCAGUGGAACACCAGCCCGUCAGAGGUAUUAUUUUUCUCCAUCAAGCGCUAGUCGGCUUCCAGGCUUCCGCCGGAAUGGCGAUCGAUGCUCAGAUUGCACUUUUACUGCGGUUCGCAACGGCCAGGUUCGAGAUCCUGGGAACACAAUUGGACAGAGCGAGGUCUGAAAGCGAAUUCAAUGCCUGCAUAGAGAAACAUACGAGACUUCUGAGCUGUUUAUUAUUUAUAAUAAUUCUUUUUACUAGCAGGAUUCCCUCGACUGUUCUAUCGUCGAACGUUUUAUUUACGUCGAUUUCGUUGUAUAAUAAUAUAAAUAAUAUUUACGUUCGAUUUUCACGCCGAACAAAUUUCAGGUACACAAAGAGUAUAUAUACGGCUGUGAAGUUCAUAGUCUUAGCCACUGCGAUAACGACAAAUCUCGCAGUAAUUUUCGGCAGCCUAAACCUAAUUACCAGACAGCCGUUAACCUUGAAAAUUUUAUACGCCCUCGUCGUGGUCAGCGCCAGCGGAGAACUCUUCGUGUAUUCCUGGUCGGCCGACAGUUUGGUACAACAGACUACAUAUACCGGCACGAAAGCUUACGAUACAGAUUGGUUCCAACUUGAUGCCAAAUUACAAAAGAAGGUCUACUUCAUGAUAUUCAGGUCACAGAAAUGUGAAGCAAUUCAAAUAAGCGGUUUACUACCACAAAUUUCAUUGUCCUAUUAUGCAAAGUUUCUGUCCACAGCAUUUUCUUAUUUCACCACGUUACGUAUAAUAGUUGAAAAAUCCAGCAUCAGUUGA